GACAACCUUCUCAUCCCCAACCCCGUCAGCCCGUGCGGCCGUGCCCUCUGCCUCCUCUGCCACUCCUCGCCCAAAGCGCCAGAGGCGCAGCCCGAGCCACAGGUUGCCUCCUCUCCCUCUCCUCGUGGCCUCGUCCUUCUCGUUCAAGACGAAACCGUACGCGAGCGAGCUGGUGAGGGAGGAAGAGCAGGGAGGUGGGAUCAGGCCGGCUCCAUGGACGCCACGCUCCUCCUCCUCCCCGCCAACUGCACGGCCGCCGCCAGCGGGCGGAUGCGGCCUCGACUGCCUGCAGGCCCACAUGUGGCUUCCCCUGGUCCCUCCGCGCGGCCAAGGACCUCCAUCCGGGCCUCAGCCGUGUCCGCAGCCCUCGCCGUUCGUGGCCUCCCGCAACACGCUUCCGUGGCCGGGCAAAGCACUGGAAGUUAUAGGGUUGGUGAUGUUAUGACCAAAAGGGAAGAGCUCCAUGUUGUGAAACCAACAACUUCAGUUGAUGACGCCCUUGAGAUGCUGGUGAAGCAUAGGAUCUCUGGCUUUCCUGUUAUUGAUGAUGACUGGAAUUUGGUUGGCGUUGUGUCAGAUUAUGAUUUAUUGGCACUGGAUACAAUAUCAGGAGCUGGACCGGCUGAAGCAGACAUAUUUCCUGAGGUGGAUAGCACUUGGAAGACAUUUCAUGAGAUACAGAAGCUUUUGAGCAAAACCAACGGGAAGGUUAUUGCUGAUGUUAUGACCCCAGCGCCUCUCGUGGUGCGUGAAACAACUAACCUUGAAGAUGCUGCAAGGUUACUCCUUGUGACUAAGUACCGCAGGCUUCCAGUGGUCGAUAGCUCAGGCAAACUGGUUGGGAUCAUUACAAGAGGGAACGUCGUCCAAGCCGCCCUCGAAAUCAAGAAAAAGGUUGAAGGGACACUCUGAGAUGACUACCUCCAGGUAUCCUUUUUGCUGCCACAUGGGGGGCUUAGGACUUGGACACAUCUCUAGUUGGCAACUGAUCAAUCAAAGCGACUGUCAGAGUGAGCGAUGAAAGUCGCUAUGUUUAUGAAGAUUUGCCCGGAGAAGCACAGGUGUAUGUGUAGUGUUUGUUAUAUAUGCUGAUGCAGUCCUUGCUGGCCAAAACACAGGUUACCGAUUGUUCUGGUUUCCUGGGCUUCUUUGGACACCAAAUUCUUAACCUAGGUCUUGUUUGGGUGCACACGUAUCUAGUUCAACUUACUUGUAUUGAGGUUCAUUGAAGUGGAAAAUCAACUAGUUUUCGCACUUCAAAACA
Molecule: messenger RNA, 1264 nt
Organism: Zea mays
Lineage: Eukaryota; Viridiplantae; Streptophyta; Magnoliopsida; Poales; Poaceae
Source: RefSeq, marked provisional